Condylostylus longicornis is the source of this 331-nucleotide messenger RNA. RefSeq names its product ATP synthase membrane subunit K, mitochondrial-like. Lineage: Eukaryota; Metazoa; Arthropoda; Insecta; Diptera; Dolichopodidae. The coding region runs from base 74 to 229 and encodes 51 amino acids. The transcript is spliced from 3 exons. The record is from RefSeq and is a predicted model, not a curated record.
CUAUAUCAUUCUUGACAUUUCACUAAAGAAUAUUAAAUUUUCUUAAGACCAAGGAAAACUAACUUUGUUCAGAAUGGCUGGAGAUGCUGUAGAUGAAUCAAAAUUAACUGGCCUUUCCAAACAUUUUAAUGGUACAACAAUGAGAGGACGUGCUAAUGUUGCAAAAGCAACAUACGCUUCCGUUGGUCUUAUCAUCGCUUAUUUCAUGUUGAAACCGAAGAAGAAGUAAGUGCGAUGUAUAAAAUUAGAAAUUUUAUUCAAAUUUUUAAUUGUUAGUUUAAUGGGAUAAAAAUUUAUGGGAAUAAAUUAAAAAAUUUCUGUAAAAUAAAAA